This is a messenger RNA of Apis florea (little honeybee), 2773 nucleotides long. RefSeq names its product TGF-beta domain-containing family member maverick (gene mav). Gene Ontology annotation, cellular component: extracellular region. NCBI's taxonomy places the organism in Eukaryota, Metazoa, Arthropoda, Insecta, Hymenoptera, Apidae. Gene Ontology annotation, molecular function: growth factor activity; cytokine activity. The record is from RefSeq and is a predicted model, not a curated record.
AGAAGAAAGAAAAAGAAAAAGAGAAAAAAAAAGAAAGAAGGAAGAAGAAAAGCGAGAGGGGCAUGUCGAUUCCAAGUGUCGGAGGAUAUCGUCGAACGGGAAAUCAGAGAAACUCGGGAGAGGACGAUCGAGACGAGGGAGGAAAGUGAGAUAUAAAAUAUUGAAUCGAGGGGUGAAAGGUGGAUCGCGAGGUUAAACUCGUGGAUUGAGGAGCCGGCUAUGAGAGGAAAGCUCGUGGCGACUCGUGGUCGACUCGUGACCCGUGACAACGAGGGACAAGAAGAAGAAGAAGAGAAGAAGAGGAGGAGGAGGAGGAGGAAGGCAUCGGCGCGGUCGCUCGAGCGUGAUUCCGGCCGCGUCGCGCCGCUUCCUAUUCGCGGGACGACCAUCCCACGGAUUGGACGGAUCGAGGAUCGGCCGAGGAUAGUCCACCGUCGUCGAAGGUUCGAGGGAGAUCGGAGAAUCGUUGGGCAAUGGACGAGCGAGAAGAAGGAUGGGCGCCGGGUGGAGAUCGAUCGUGGAUCGCCGAUCCCUCGGUUGUUCGGGAUAGCGACGUUGGUGGCGGUGGCGGCGGCGCUUUUCGUGCCGAUCGCGUCGCCCGUUCCGCUCUCUGGAACCGGUCCCCGGGCACGCGAGGACGACCUCCACCGCUUCACCGGUCUCGAGGACGUCUACGAGGAUGUUUUCCGAGAAGAGGAUCGGGCGUCGAGGAGCGGCGACGAGACCGAGCUCGAUAUUAUCAGGAGGAGCAUAGCGCGUGGUCUCGGCCUCGAGAGGAUACCCGACCCUUCCAAGGCAAACGUCAGUCAAGCCGAAUACGAGAGAGCGCACAGAGAGUACCUGAUGAGAGUACAGCCCUCGUUUUCCAACGAAGCGACGACAUUCGGAAGCGAAAAGAAGCUGCACGUGUUUCCCGCUACAGCGUAUCCUGGAAACGUAUCGACCGAGACAAGCGAAAGGGAAAAACCUUACCGUCAUCGCUUGUUCUUCCCCGUGGAGAAGGAUCUGGAUCGCGCGACCGUCGAUCACGCAACGCUUCGACUGUUGCUCCACGGGCCUACGACCGACCAAUAUUAUUCCCAGUCUUCCGAAUUGGACGUGUUGCUCUAUCUCGGAGUAUCGUCGUUCCCUCGUCGGUCGAUAAGAUUGAUCGAUCGUACAAGAAUACGAUCCGAGGAUUGGCGAAACUCGAAAUGGCUCGAACUGGACGCUACUUUCGCCGUUUCCUCGUGGAUCGAAGCUCCUCUUUCCAAUCUUGGACUCGAAUUAGAAUUUUUAUUGGACGGAGAAACGGUGACGCGUACCUUUUCCUCCCCGGUUCUUAACGUGUUCACCGCGACUCCUUUCGCGUCGACCACCGCUCUCAGACGCAAACGUUCAUCGCCCGAACAAGUGAUGUCCCUUCACAGAGGUCGUAGAACCAAGUGCAAAGGCGAGGGUAAAAAGUGUUGCAGACACGAACUCACCGUCAUGUUUAAAGACUUGAAAGGUUUCGAGUUUAUCGUUUAUCCGAAAACUUUCGAUGCCGGAUAUUGUAAAGGACGAUGCCCGCCUAGAUACAAUCCGGCUCAUCAUCAUGCUCUUCUACAAAGUCUGUUGUGGAAAGAAGAUAGAAAAAAAGUGCCUAAACCGUGCUGCGCGCCGAGUAAACUCGAUCAAUUGAUGAUCGUUUACUUCGACGAGAAUAAUUCCACUCGGUUGAAAGUUUCCGAUUGGAAAAACAUUCAAGUACUCGAAUGCGCUUGUUCCUAAAUAUUUCUCUACUUUCUUUCGGUCUUAUUUUUCGGAGGAAGGGAUCAAACAAAUCGACCGAUGGUAAUUUUUAGCCGUGAACCAACAACGAACUUACCAACAACAAACCGAUGGAUAGGAACGAUCGAUCGAACCGAAAAAAUCUGCGCGAAAGGACCAGAGUUUUCAUAGUUGUAGACGACUCACCAAAGAAUCGUCCGAAUGUUGUUCGUUCUUUCUGACAAAUCCAAUGUAUUUCUUAAUAACGCAUUGCACCAAUCUUUCUUUUCCCGUUCAGUCCCUUACUGUGCUUCAUAUAUGCGUAUGUAUAUGUAUAUGUAUCUAUUCCGUCGCGAACGUUUACGAACGUAAUCGAUCGAUGAAACAGUCUUUUAUGGAAAACGAAAACACGAAAGAAAAAUUUGAUCGUAUUAUGAUCGUAUUACUGUUCGACGGUCGAUUCGAUUCGACCGAGAUAUCGUCGAAAGCCCCGGUCGUUUGGUCCAGGCUUUUGCAUUGACUGUGAUAUUGAAAAAUGUCUAACCCUUAAUGGUCGAAAGACUGCGCUUAAAUCACGCAUAUGUUAUAAAAAAAUGUGUCGAUCGUUAAGGGCUAAUAUCUCUGCUUAUAGUAAUAGUAUUUCAUACUUAUAUCCUUUACUUACCUAUCUUCUUUCUUUUAUUUUAUUUUUUUUUUUUCAACUAUUUUGUGUAUAUGUGCUGCCCUUCUUUUUCUCUUUUUUCCUAUAUAUUUUUUUCUUCUUUUUUUAAAUAAAUACCAUAUGCGUAUACAAUGAUCAUUACAAUGACAACAGGGAAUUCCUAAUGGGAAAAAGUGCAACGGCGUUUUCGAUCGUAUGGUUAGUAUCGUUUAAACGAAAUAGUUUUAUUCUAUGUAUUAUUUAUUUGAUCAAAUAUUCAACGAAUAUAGUUCGUACAUCAAAACAUUAUCGAACGAACUUUCGAGAGAUCAUGUAUAUAUAUAUAUAUUUUCUUUUUUUUAAAUGAAUUUAAUUGAAUAAACUUGCAUAUAUAUAUAUAUA